GAAACACUGGCAAACUUGGAGAGACAGAUCUAUGCUUUUGAAGGAAGCUACCUGGAAGACACUCAGAUGUAUGGCAAUAUCAUUCGUGGCUGGGAUAGGUAUCUAACCAACCAAAAAAACUCCAAUAGCAAAAACGAUCGAAGGAACCGGAAGUUUAAGGAAGCUGAGAGGCUCUUCAGUAAAUCCUCAGUUACUUCAGCAGCUGCAGUAAGUGCACUGGCAGGAGUUCAGGACCAGCUCAUUGAAAAGAGGGAACCAGGAAGUGGCACAGAAAGUGAUACUUCUCCAGACUUCCACAAUCAGGAAAAUGAGCCCACCCAGGAGGACCCUGAGGAUCUGGAUGGAUCUGUGCAGGGAGUGAAACCUCAGAAGGCUGCUUCUACUUCCUCAGGGAGUCAUCACAGCAGCCAUAAAAAACGAAAGAAUAAAAACCGACACAGCCCGUCUGGCAUGUUUGAUUAUGACUUUGAGAUUGAUCUGAAGUUAAACAAAAAACCACGAGCUGACUAUUAGAAGACUCGUUAGUGCAGAAACUUCCAGGCUGUAGAGCCCUGCUUCCCUCCUCCGACCUCACAAAGAUAAAUAUCCCUUGCCUGCGUGCGUGGCCAUCCACCUCUGCUUUCCCAGACCCGGUGCCUGUGACUGAGUCGUUGUCCUGCAAUGUGGUGACAAGUCAUUUCUGUAAGACCACAUUGGAUCAUUUACCCUGUGUCAUUCUUAGUAACAGAACUGCAGGAAGACCAAGAUAUGGUUAUAAUCCCAGCAAGUUGCUAACUGAAUCUCCCUUCUUGGAACGAACAUCUCCCCCCAACCUGGCCGGCACCAGCUUCAUCUGUGAUACCCAUCAGGGAAUGGUCUCUGCUUUUGUUUUAUGAUGAAAGUAGAGCACUGAUCACAUUUCAGAAGGAGGCUGUAAAUACCUAGCAUUUUCUUAUGUUGUUUGUGUUUUAUUAUUUUUCUAUUGUUUUUAUCGUCUUAUUUUCUUUUGGGGCUUUUUGUAAUGACUUUGUACAGCUCAUACCUUCCUGCUGACAUAUCUAAUAAUCUGUUCCACGGAGUUGCCAAUGUUCUUAAACUGAAAGUGACCUAGUUUACCAUAAACACAAUGGGGAACUUGGCUCUUUGGUUUCUUGCAGGGGAAAGGUAAAGAGUGUUUAUUUAAUAAUUUACCUAUCUUAAAUCUUUUUGAGUUGGAAGCAGUUUCAUGUUCAAGGAAUAGGAAAAACUGAAAAGCAUAAGCUUAAAUCAGUCCUUUUAAAAUAUUUUUAUUCUUUUGUAUAAAUAAAAUUUCACAGGCUUUGACUUCUCAUGCUUUACUUUUAAACCUGAGAUUUUUUUUUCACUUUUAUUUAUUCGUAUCAUGCCUUAUGGAAAUUUCUUUUGCCAUCUUUUCUCUCUUUGCUGGUAUUUACUAAUUAAAUAGGGCUUGAAAUAUCACUAAGGCAUAUGGAAAGGCUCAAAAUUGCACUCAAAGCUGAUACCAUACGGAGUUCUUGAGCAAAAUGAAAGAUAGAAUCAACGGGAGCCAGCAGCGCCCAAUGGAUCCCUCAUUCUUGGAGACAGAUAUGGGCCCAGGAACUUGCUUAUAGUUGUUAUUGGCCUGUGAAGCAGUUGUAAUCUACCUCGGCUGCACAAUUGGAAUCAACUGGGAAGCUUAAAACAAUACUGAUGCCUAGGUCCCAGCCCUAGAGACUGGGCCAGGGUACAGUCUGGUUAUGGGGAUUUCCUUUCAGAGAGUCCCUGGGUUCUGAUAGGGAACCAAGUCAGGAACCACUGCAUUAGGAGACUGGAUGAUGUGAUUUAAAUCCUGUGUUGUGAAUCAGUCUAUGGGAUAAGAUUUGGGUCCUCACCUUUCCUUUGACUCUAUUUAGUCAUAGUCCUUUGCUUAUGCCUCUAUCUUUGUUAGGAAAAAAUGUUCCAUUUGUGAAUAUUGGUAGAGCUGAAUGUGGGUGGCGUCGAUUAUCAAAAUAAUUCUACCUUGUCAGAUGUGCAAAAGCUUUCACUCUUGUUCUCAAAUAAACUUUUUUUUUUUUUUGACUGUGUGGCUAUUUAGGUGUCUUUGGCUCUGUCUUUUGUAGCAGAACUCUGGGGUAUGCCAGGGAAAUAGUUUCUUAUAUUUAGAUUGUUCCUUUAAAAAACCAAAAACAAUGGAAACCAGAA
Messenger RNA from Miniopterus natalensis, 2160 nucleotides. The record is from RefSeq and is a predicted model, not a curated record. Lineage: Eukaryota; Metazoa; Chordata; Mammalia; Chiroptera; Miniopteridae.